Molecule: messenger RNA, 1058 nt
Organism: Ricinus communis (castor bean)
Lineage: Eukaryota; Viridiplantae; Streptophyta; Magnoliopsida; Malpighiales; Euphorbiaceae
Exons: 9
Coding region: 114-752 (212 amino acids)
Source: RefSeq, a predicted model, not a curated record
UAUUCUUCUUGAAACAAGGGCAUGAAUGUCACCAAAUCAUUUUGACACCAAAAUUUCAGGGUGUACUUCACAAAUGUGAAAAUUUGCUUUUGAAUAGCAGAAAGGCAAAACAAAUGGCUACUGCUCUGCUAUCCACUGCUAGCUUUCUCCCUUCACAAAUUUAUGCAGAUAGGGAAGUGACUGGACUUCUAGUGAACUUGAAGAGUUCUUUCUAUGGCAAAGUGAUACAUAAUCGAAGUCUUUUGAGUAGAGAAGUUGGCAGAACCCACGGAGGCCGAGUUGUGAUUGUCUCAGUGCUUGGAAGGAAGGCACAAAAGAGAGAGACAGUUAUUCCUGAACCGGAUUACCGAAUACCAGUUGUCUUAAUCGGUUUAGCUGGUGGAUUGGCAUAUUCCAAUAAUCUGUUACCAGCAGCACCAGUUGGUCUCCUUGGAUUGCUCUUAUUGUUCCAGACAACAAGAGUGAGAUUUGUCUUUGAUGAUGAGGCUCUGGAGGUCAAAGUAGGAGACCAGCUUGAGGAAUCAGGUGAAAAUGUAUUCGUAGGUGGAAAAAACCGUUGGAAGUAUUCAACAUUUGUGAAUUGGGAACUAUGGUGGCCAAAUUUCCCUAUUCUGGUGUAUUUUAAAGAGAGUCAAACAAAACCUGAAGGACAAGUACACUUCUUCCCAGUUAUUUUUAAUGGUAAGCAACUUUAUGAUGUUAUGGUGGAGAGAGCUGGCCCCUCAAAAACCAGUGGACCAAAACAAUCCUAAAAGCUUGACUUUCACGAUCAUAACUAUCAAGCAGUCUGGUUGAUAUUUAAUGAGGAUCGCAUGUUGCUUCUGCUGGUUAAAGCUUGAAAUUGUACAUAUUUUGGCCAAAUAUUGUACGAACCAGUCAUCGAUAUCCUAUAUAUCCUGAUACAUUUUGUAAUUUAGAAUCAAUUUUAGCUAGUGGAAUUCUACGUAUCGCACAGGGCUUGUUGCUAUCAGUAGUAAAAAUUCUAUAUAGAAAUUAUUGAUGGGUAUUCUUCUGAACAAUUGUGAUUUAACAAUUACCAGGCAUUGUUUGAUUCCAAA